Messenger RNA from Cylas formicarius (sweet potato weevil), 1123 nucleotides. It is a transcript of the gene Mettl4, whose product is annotated as N(6)-adenine-specific methyltransferase METTL4. Gene Ontology annotation, cellular component: nucleus; RNA N6-methyladenosine methyltransferase complex. The transcript has 2 exons. Gene Ontology annotation, molecular function: nucleic acid binding; methyltransferase activity. Lineage: Eukaryota; Metazoa; Arthropoda; Insecta; Coleoptera; Brentidae. The record is from RefSeq and is a predicted model, not a curated record. The coding region runs from base 78 to 1109 and encodes 343 amino acids.
UUAGUCUUUCUAUAUGCCAUUUAGCAUUUUAAGCGAAAAAAAAUGGGUAAUUGAAUAAUAAUACCGAAGUUUAUACAAUGAGUAUUCUAUUUGAAAACGAACUAGGAUAUUUUCUUUGCAGUGAAACUUACAUCAAUAACAUGUAUGAAGACAUUAAUCUUAAACCAAAAAUCAAUCCCAACCUAUACAAAAUUUUUACCCCUUACUGUUUGAAGACAAAACCGAAAGCCAAAAAAAACAUUUCCUUGGAAAAUAAUUGUGAUUCAGAAGAGGAAAUAGAAUUCAUUAAAAAGAAUUAUUAUCAAUUUAACAAAGAAUUAAAAGAAACCAAUUGUGUAGUUAGCAAACUGGUUCAAUCAAAAAACACAGCAGCUUUGAACACAGCAGAUUUUGUAUAUGAAGAAUCAGGGAAAUAUUUAAUAAGCGACGCAGUAGGUUCAAAUAUUGGUCCACCUGUUGAUAAAAUGAUUAAUAACUCAAGAUUUUUCUUUCCCAGGAAUUCUAUUUUUUUUGUAAAAAAUGUGGAAAGUAUCAGUUUGUAUUUAGAAGGAAAAACAUUUGACUUGAUCUUGUUGGAUCCUCCUUGGUACAAUAAAUAUAUAAGACGUAAAAGAAAAAAAAGUCCACAUGCUUACAAUAUGAUGGCCAAUGAAGAAUUAAAAAACAUACCUUUAGAAAAUAUGUUAACUGACAAUGGACUAAUUGUGGUUUGGUGUACAAAUUCUCCAAAACAUAUAACAUAUUUGAAAGACAUUGUUUUUAAAAAGUGGAAGGUUGGAUAUAUCUCAACCUGGUAUUGGGUAAAAGUCACCAAGAGUGGGGAAACUGUAUGUGACUUUUCCAAACCAAAUGGUAAACAACCAUUUGAGAGAAUAAUUAUUGGAAGCAGAAACAAUUGUUUGCCAAAAGAGAAAAAAUUGAUAGUGAGUGUCCCUAGUGCGAUACAUUCCCAUAAACCAAUUUUACAUCAAAUUUUUAAAAAAAUUAUAUCAAAGGAUCCAAAAUGUUUAGAAAUUUUUGCCAGAAAUCUUUUGCCACAUUGGACAAGCUAUGGAAAUGAGACGUUAAGAUUUCAACAUGAAUCCUUGUAUUGUGUUGAAAAUAAGUAAAUAUUAUUUGGCAA